Messenger RNA from Ictalurus punctatus (channel catfish), 1557 nucleotides. It is a transcript of the gene pgpep1l, whose product is annotated as pyroglutamyl-peptidase I like. NCBI's taxonomy places the organism in Eukaryota, Metazoa, Chordata, Actinopteri, Siluriformes, Ictaluridae. Gene Ontology annotation, molecular function: pyroglutamyl-peptidase activity. Gene Ontology annotation, biological process: proteolysis. The record is from RefSeq and is a predicted model, not a curated record. Gene Ontology annotation, cellular component: cytosol. The coding region runs from base 247 to 849 and encodes 200 amino acids. The transcript is spliced from 5 exons.
AUCAUUGGUGGUGAAUCACAGGAAAAUACACAACUCCUAGACACAGCUAGGAGCUCGGAUGACUCCGAGGAAUCGAGUUACAUAGUCGUUGAUUCAGAUAAGUUUUAAUCGUCGUAACAAACAGAAAUGCAAAUGAUUAAAAAAUUUCGAGGCAGUCCAUUUCAGUGUGAAGGAACUCGGUCGGUAGGGAAAUCGUAAAUAACUGGAAUAAAGCUUUGUAUUCAUUUCUAAAACUUCACGAAGGGGAUGGACCCUUGUAAGCCAGAGCUGAUUGUAGUUACAGGGUUUGGUCCAUUCCGGCAAUACUUGGUGAAUCCAAGUUGGGAAGCAGUUAAGGGUUUAAAGAGAAUGGGCUUUGGAGCCAACAUUGAGAUUCACACUGUAGAAAUUCCUGUGUGUUACUCAAAAGCUCAACAAGCUAUUGUUGAAAUAUGGCACAAUCUGAAACCAAAGGUUGCUAUCCAUGUGGGCAUAGCCUCAGGAACCAAUUCCAUUAUUCUGGAACAGACAGGCAAAAACACUGGCUAUAAGGACAGAGAUGUGCGUGGCAUCUGCCCAGCCGAUAACUGUUGUAUUCAAGGAGGAGCAGAACGUUUGGACUCCAUUAUAGACAUGAGGUCAAUUUCCAAGCGCUUGAAAGAGCUUGGACUGGAUGUGAUCUACUCUAGGGAUGCUGGAAGGUACCUGUGUGAUUUUGUACACUACCUCUCCCUCCAUUAUGGGCAGAGGAGAGCAGCACUCAUCCAUGUGCCUGCCUGUGGCAGUCUGGCAAGCCCAGGAAAACUGGUGCCUCAGCUCCAGACCAUUAUCCAGGUCAUGUUAUGCCAGCUUGACACACAAAGGAUCUGACCUACAGCAUCAGAAUGCAGAUGUAGCCAAGACAUGAAGAAUUAAAUAGUACUUAAAUAGUCUAGUUAGAAAGCACCUGAAUGUGUUAAUAAAGACAAAGUAAAUAAAACUUGACACGGAAUUCUGUCCCAAUCACUUUUUUAAUUCAAAAUUUAAGAAAAAAAAGAAAAUACAUGAAAAUUCAUCAGAUACACAUUAAGCAAUGUCAUGUAAAAAGUAUACCAUUUGAACUAGAAGUGAGGAGAAAAUAAAAAUAAAGCGAGGAUGCCUCAGAUACAUAAUUUACGAGAAGACGAGUACCAGCCGAGCUGUUUCACCAAAUCAGUUUCUAUCAAUCAGUUCAAUAACACAGAGAUAAGAGUUAUUUGCAAAAAAGAAAAAUUCAAAGCAUUAUUGAUUGAAGAUAUCUCAGUACAGUAGAACAAGGCCCCUUUACUUUUUAGUUUACUUUUCUUUUUUUAAAUCCGGAAUGCCAAGCAAAAUAACAGUGCCUGGAAAAUGAUGUAUAUAAAACCUCAAGCUCAUUAUUGCAAUUAAAAUGCAUCAAUGCAUCUUCUCUAAACCUGAGGUUUUGUAUUCUGAGGAAAUACAACAAAAAUUAAUGAUAUUUGGGGGAGAAAAAAAAAACUGAGUCAAUCGAUCUUCAGGUUUGCAAAGAACGGUCAUUGCAAGAAGCGCUAUAUCUACUGUAAACGUUUCUCUUUAAAA